AUGGCCAUAAACAAAUCCCAAAAGGUUGGCCAGCGAAGAUCAUCGCCGGUGAAAACUUCGGUAUCGCACGGAGGAAGCCGGCAGCCUGACGGAAUAUAUUUCUGGGAAGGAUCAGCUGGCGCUGGGGAAGCGAAUCAGUUAAGCGUGGCUUCGAAGACCCAAAACCCCAGAGUGUGCGACUACCAGAUGGAAUACUCCUUUGUGUUUGAAGAGAGCUCCUGCGAGGGCAACAUGUCGAUGGCAGCCUAUGAUAAUGGAUUUGAGUCCCUGUGGCAACAAGUGGGCGAGGAACUGCGGAGGGAGCGGGAAAUGAACGAGCUUGGCCAGCUUUUCCAGAAAAACCUGAGCCUGAGUCCGCCCGCCUUCGCGGACCAAUGGAGAUUCUGA
Molecule: messenger RNA, 387 nt
Organism: Drosophila biarmipes
Lineage: Eukaryota; Metazoa; Arthropoda; Insecta; Diptera; Drosophilidae
Exons: 2
Coding region: 1-387 (128 amino acids)
Source: RefSeq, a predicted model, not a curated record